This is a messenger RNA of Betta splendens (Siamese fighting fish), 3504 nucleotides long. RefSeq names its product cullin 4A (gene cul4a). The transcript is spliced from 20 exons. The record is from RefSeq and is a predicted model, not a curated record. Gene Ontology annotation, biological process: DNA damage response; ubiquitin-dependent protein catabolic process; protein ubiquitination. Gene Ontology annotation, cellular component: Cul4A-RING E3 ubiquitin ligase complex. Gene Ontology annotation, molecular function: ubiquitin protein ligase binding. NCBI's taxonomy places the organism in Eukaryota, Metazoa, Chordata, Actinopteri, Anabantiformes, Osphronemidae. Bases 472 to 2745 code for a protein of 757 amino acids.
CAUAAAAAGCCAUUUUGUUAUGCUAGCUAGCUAUAUGCUAGAGAAAGGCACCAAACAUGGGUCGGUUAUAUCUAAGCUAUCUGGCCUUUCUCUUUCCAUUUACUGUCGUAAAACACAAACGUUAAUCUCGUUCAAACCCGUAAGUAGUCAACACAGUUAUGGUUUAGCCAUUAAGGCUAAAGUGCUUUAUAGAAGACGAAAAGUGGUAGCUAAAGUGUGCAGCAGUGUCAGUUGCCAUACUGUUAGCUAGCUGUUUACCUAGCUGACGAUAGUUAUGUGGUUUGAUUAGUAUCUAUUACGUGAGUCAAUUGAGUCUGUAAAUGACUUUUAAGUAGACCACGACUGUUUAAGCUGUCAACCAAAGACAAUUGAUCAAGAAGCUGUGUUAUUGACAGUAAAUAAACAAGCGACUGAACCCCCAACUUAGCAAACACUUGAAUUACUGCGUGAAGCCAAAGCGCUAAUCUGAUAAUGUCAGAGGACACCCGACAGGACAAGAGAGCCAGCUUCUCCUCUAUAACGGAGCACAACACCAACGGGAUGGCCAGGACCUCCACUGUGGCCUCAGGCAAAACAGGCGCUUCCAAGAAAUUAGUGAUCAAGAAUUUUAAAGACAGGCCAAAACUAUCAGAGAACUACACUGAGGACACAUGGCUGAAACUACGAGAUGCAGUGGGGGCCAUUCAAAACAGCACCUCUAUUAAAUACAAUCUGGAAGAGCUUUAUCAGGCAGUGGAAAACCUUUGUUCAUAUAAGGUCUCCCCGACACUGUACAAGCAGCUACGACAGGUCUGUGAAGAUCACGUGCGGGCCCAAAUCCAUCAAUUUAGGGAAGAGUCUUUGGACAACCUGUCAUUCUUAAAGCGAAUAAAUCGCUGCUGGCAGGACCAUUGCAGGCAAACAAUAAUGAUCCGAAGUAUCUUUCUCUUUCUGGAUCGUACCUAUGUGCUUCAGAACUCUCUACUCCCAUCCAUCUGGGACACUGGGCUGGAAUUGUUUCGUACUCACAUUGUGAGUGACGGUGCAGUUCAGAAACGGACAGUAGACGGCAUUUUGGAGCAGAUUGAGCUGGAGAGAAAUGGAGAGACGAUUGACCGCAGUCUGCUCAGGAGCCUGCUAGGCAUGCUGUCAGACCUGCAGGUUUACAAAGAUUCCUUUGAGGAGAGGUUUUUGAUGGAGACCAAUCGCCUGUAUGCAGCAGAAGGACAGCGGCUGAUGCAGGAGCGAGACGUGCCUGAAUACCUGCACCACGUGGCUCGCCGGUUAGAGGAGGAAAAUGAUCGUAUUGUCAGCUACCUUGACCAGAGCACUCAGAAACCACUUAUUAGCUGUGUUGAGAAACAACUUUUAGGAGAGCACAUGACCUCGAUGCUACAGAAAGGCCUGAGCACCUUGCUGGAUGAGAACCGUGUGACUGAACUAGCACUCCUCUACCAACUCUUCAGCAAGGUGAAAGGGGGACUCCCCACACUGCUGCAGUUUUGGAGGGAGUACAUCAAGUCCUUUGGUGGAGAGAUUGUAUGUACGCCAGAGAAAGACAAGGACAUGGUGCAAGACCUGCUGGAUUUUAAGGACAAGAUGGACAAUGUGGCUCAGAGCUGCUUUGCACGGAAUGAGGGCUUCAUAAACGCCAUGAAAGAAGCUUUUGAGGCCUUUAUCAACAAGAGGCCCAACAAACCCGCUGAACUUAUUGCCAAAUAUGUGGACUCUAAGCUAAGAGCAGGAAACAAGGAGGCUACAGAAGAGGAACUGGAGCGAAUCCUAGACAAGAUAAUGAUAAUCUUUCGUUUUAUACAUGGAAAAGAUGUGUUUGAAGCCUUUUAUAAGAAGGACUUGGCCAAGCGUCUGCUGGUUGGCAAGAGUGCUUCUGUUGAUGCUGAAAAGUCCAUGCUCUCAAAGCUCAAACAUGAAUGCGGAGCAGCAUUUACUAGUAAGCUCGAGGGGAUGUUCAAGGACAUGGAACUGUCCAAAGACAUCAUGAUCCAAUUCAAACAGUAUAUGCAAAACCAGAGUGAGCCAAGCAACAUAGAACUCACUGUCAACAUCCUAACGAUGGGCUACUGGCCGUCUUACACGCCUAUGGAGGUCCACUUGCCCUCAGAGAUGGUAAAACUCCAGGAGGUGUUCAAGCUGUUCUACCUGGGCAAGCACAGUGGGAGGAAGCUGCAGUGGCAGCCAACCCUGGGUCAUGCUGUAUUAAAAGCAGAGUUUAAAGAGGGUAAGAAGGAGCUGCAGGUCUCUCUGUUCCAGACGCUGGUGCUGCUGAUGUUUACUGAGGGGGAAGAUUUCAGCAUGGAGGAGAUCCGCACUGCCACUGGCAUAGAGGAGGGGGAGCUCAGAAGGACAUUGCAGUCUCUGGCCUGCGGAAAAGCACGCGUACUUAACAAGAACCCUCGAGGGAAAGACGUGGAAGAUGGAGACCGCUUCAAUUUUAAUAAUGACUUUAAACACAAACUGUUCCGUAUCAAGAUCAACCAGAUCCAAAUGAAGGAAACGGUAGAGGAGCAGGUAAGCACCACAGAGCGUGUGUUCCAAGACAGACAGUAUCAGAUUGAUGCAGCUGUGGUGCGAAUCAUGAAGAUGAGAAAGACUCUUAGUCACAACCUUCUAGUUUCCGAGCUCUACAACCAGCUGAAGUUCCCUGUCAAGCCUGGCGACCUAAAGAAACGAAUAGAAUCGCUUAUAGACAGAGACUACAUGGAGCGCGACAAGGAGACUCCUAACCAGUACCACUACGUUGCCUGAGGGCCUGCCACUGUCACUGCAAUGCUUUCCUCAUGGCAAGCGUACAGCUGGCCCUGCAAAACAGCAUCAUCGCCCCUCAGCCACCCAGCUCUCCUCCGGUGCCCGUCCAUCACUCUAUCCACAGUCCUGGAGAACAGCAUCCAGGUCACUCAGAGCUCCAGAGAGACAAAGGACUUGGCUGUUCCCACCCUGUGAACUCUUUAGCUGGACACCAAGAUGGGGCUGAAGGAGUUGUUGAUUGUUGGUUUAUGUGACUUACAAAUUUGCUAACGCAAAGCUCACCUGAAAAUAACUAGCACUUUCCUCUGUUUUUCUUUCUUCUGUUUGGGAGUGUUUUCUUUCUCAGAUAUGUUGUUUUGAAAUCUUUUAUUUUCCAUUAUAGUCGAGUUUUCCUGAUUUUUGAAAUGUUUUGUUGUUUUCCCAACUUUGUUUCUGGUCGAGACGUUCUCAUGCUGCAACCUGAUUGGUUGGAUGCUUGAUUAGAACGAAAUAGCUGUUGAGGACUAAGAGACGAAUCAACUGAGCCAGAGGGGAUAGUUCAAAUGUGUUGGGGUCAGAGGUCAGAGAGAGUUUAUUGCUUGUAACAGAGACGCUAAAUGACAUUCAGGCAAGCCACUUAGGUAUUUCUUUGGGUAUGUUGUAUGUUUUGACCAAACUGUUCAAAUGUCCAAUGUCAUGUUCUGACGUUUUUUUUGUAGAUCAGAUUGUUCUCUAUGUAAGAGUGAGAAAAGUGAACCUGAAUAAAUUGAUAUUUAAUGA